This is a messenger RNA of Prorocentrum cordatum, 667 nucleotides long. The record is from the annotation of a GenBank genome assembly. Lineage: Eukaryota; Dinophyceae; Prorocentrales; Prorocentraceae.
GGUGCAGAGCACGCCGCCCCCGGUGCGGAGCAUGUCUCCGGCGCCGCAAUCGUACGCCUACAUCGGCCCCGUCGCGCGGGGGCGCAGCGACUCCCCGCCGAGACGGUACGUGCAGCAGGGCGGCGCCCCGCCCGCCGGAGGCGACCCGCCGCCCGCGGCGCAGCUGCAGCAGCAGUGCGCCGCCCGGGCGGGGGCCCCGCGCCGCGCCGCGCCGGGGUAUCAGCAGCAGCUCGCCGGCCAGGGCCCGCAGCCAGGCCUCGCCUCGCCGACGGCGCCGCCGCUCCAGCCGCAGCAGCAGUACAUGCAGCCCACUGGGUGGACUUCUCCCAAGGUGAGCUACACGCCGCCGCCGCGGCAGCCGGGCCACUCGCCGCCCCCGCUGCAGCUGAGCUACACGCCGCCAUCGCAGCGGGCGAGCUACACGCCGCCGCCGCAGCAGUUCCAGCCGCCGCCGCGGAAGGGGGCAUCGACGCCGCUGGCGAGCGGCAUGCGGUCGCCCCUGACGGCGAGCUCCGGGUCGCUGCGGCCUGCGAGCGCCGGCACGCUGACGACCUACGAGCAGCGGUACCCGCCUAGCGCCACCUCGCCGCUGAGGCUGCCGCUGCAGAGCCACAGCCAGACCUCCCUCCCGGCCCUGCCGCUCAGCCUCGGGAGCAGCGACGCGGAC